ACCCGAUCCGUGGACACUCGAUAAAACCUUCCAUAAAACCCGCAGUCGUGACCUCUUAGCAAUCCCAGAAGGUCACAGCCAGAGCUUCAGACUCUCUCUCUUUCUCUCUUUCCCUCCCCUUCCCGAUGGAAGCUACGAUUGCCACUCGUCAUUCCCAUAAUCACCAGAUAAGAUGCCUCGUGCCCCAUUUACCAUGCAAGAAUCCCUUCCCGAGUAUCUUUUUUCCACAAUCAAGAAGAGAGGGGCUCAUUGGUUCUCAUAUCAGAACAAGAAGGAAAUUUUUGGGUUCCAAAGGUUUGGCCAUAAGGGCCGGUUCUUCCCCUUAUACAAAGGGUCCAAGUAGAGGUGCGUCAGGCAGUAGUAGAACACACAGGACUUCGCAAACUGGCGCCAGCCCGCUGAAACCUCUCUCGAACGAGCUUGUCUCCACCGUCGCCGGCGCGGGAGCUCUGCUUGCUGCUACAUUUGUUGUUUGGAAGUUGGUGGAAAGGUUAGUUGUGCCUUCAAAAACAAAACAGCCUUCUACUAGUGAUGACAAGCCCUCAUCAUCUGGAGUGAGAUGGUCCUUUGCCCCUGGUACCAAUUUGCCUUCUGCCGUGAGUGCCAAAAUUGAACGACAAUCCAUGGAGAAGCUUAAUGAGUUCGUGAAGGAACUUCGCACAUUUGGAAGUAUUGAUAUGUCAGGCCGUAACUUUGGGGAUGAAGGUCUCUUCUUUCUUGCUGAAAGCUUGGGCUUCAACCAGACUGCAGAAGAGGUUGACUUUUCUGCAAAUGGCAUAACUGCUGAUGGACUAAAAGCCUUUGAUGGUGUUCUUCAAUCAAAUAAUGUACUGAAGACGCUCAAUCUUUCUGGAAAUGCUUUUGGAGAUGAAGGAGCAAAGUGCUUGGCUGAGAUAAUGAAGGAAAAUAAUGGUAUUCAGAAGUUGCAGCUGAACAGUACCAACCUUGGUGAUGAGGGUACAAGAGCUAUUGCUGAAAUGUUGAAGAAGAAUUCAUCAUUACGUGUGAUUGAACUUAACAACAACAUGAUUGAAUAUUCUGGAUUUACAGGCUUAGCUGAAGCCCUUCUUGAGAACAAUAGCAUCCGAUCCAUAUAUCUCAAUGGGAAUUAUGGCGGUGCUCUGGGAGCUGCUGCUCUAGCGAAAGGGAUUGAAGGGAACAAGUCAUUGAGGGAACUUCAUUUGCAUGGAAAUAAUAUUGGUAAUGAGGGUGUCAGGACUUUAAUGCUGGGCUUGGCUGUUCAUAAAGGAAAAAUUACAUCUAUAGACAUUGGAAGUAAUGAAAUUGGUCCAAAAGGAGCUUUUCAUGUUGCUGAGUAUAUCAAGAAAACCAGGAGUUUGCUAUGGCUGAACUUUUAUAUGAAUGACAUUGGUGACGAGGGUGCUGAAAGACUUGCAGAGGCUUUAAAGCAAAACCGCACAAUCACAACAAUAGAUUUGGGAGGAAACAACAUCCACAGCAAAGGUGCAAGUGACAUAGCACAAGUUUUGAAAGACAACUCAGUACUAACAACAUUGGAACUGAGUUACAACCCAAUUGGAGCAGAUGGGGUGAAGGCUUUGUGUGAUGUUCUCAAGUUCCAUGGCAAGGUAGAAACUCUCAGGGUUGGCUGGUGUAAGAUAGGAGCAAAAGGAGCAGAACAUAUAGCAGAUUUGCUGAAGUAUAACAUGACUAUUUCAACCCUAGAUCUACGGGCAAAUGGACUUGGAGACGAUGGUGCUGUAUGUUUGGCUCGAAGCUUGAAGGUGGUGAAUGAGGCUUUAACUUCUCUUGAUCUAGGUUUCAACGAGAUCAGAGAUACUGGUGCCUUUGCUCUAGCUCAAGCGCUGAAAUCUAAUGAAGAUUUGACUUUGACAUCUCUUAAUUUAGCUAGCAAUUUUCUCACAAAAUAUGGGCAGGUUGCCCUCACGGAAGCGAAAGACCACAUAUUCGAAAUGUACGAGGGGAAGGAAGUAAACAUCUUCUUCUGAGCAUAUUUCAAAAUUUUGAUGUAAAUUUUCUUGUAAUUGAAAUUUUGCAAAUCAGGGGAAAUGAUAUUCCCUCAUUUACAAUUUUGUAUGGAAAACCUUGGAAAUUACUGCUGAGCUACUGCAUUAAGUCCGUUCAGAGUCCUGAGAGGGAGCAAGAGGCUUAUAAAUCUAUGUUACAAUUAUUUACUUUUUCUUUUUUGCAGCUUAUUAAAAUGUUCCAAAUGCGAAGAGAUAUAUAAAUCGACUUCGCUAAGCCGUGUUGGACUGUAUGCCAGUGAUUAUGUAUGCCAGUGAUUAUCUUCUUUUUUAUUUUA
Nymphaea colorata (pocket water lily) is the source of this 2284-nucleotide messenger RNA. RefSeq lists its product as uncharacterized. Bases 126 to 1970 code for a protein of 614 amino acids. Gene Ontology annotation, biological process: activation of GTPase activity; nucleocytoplasmic transport. The transcript is spliced from 18 exons. The record is from RefSeq and is a predicted model, not a curated record. Lineage: Eukaryota; Viridiplantae; Streptophyta; Magnoliopsida; Nymphaeales; Nymphaeaceae. Gene Ontology annotation, molecular function: GTPase activator activity; small GTPase binding. Gene Ontology annotation, cellular component: nucleus; perinuclear region of cytoplasm; cytosol.